CUGCACAGUUUCCCUUGAUAAAGUGUUAAAUAUAAGAAUGACUUCCUCAGAAGUUCCCUCCUUCCUCUCCCACGUGCUCUUUCCAUUUGCCCCUCCUUUUGUCAAGUAACAACAGGCAAACUUUACAAGUCCACACCCCUGCACAGCCACACUUGUGCACAUGCUUUACAGCGCCGGGAUCAGUAGCUUGGGUGUGAACUGUGACGACACUGGAAUCAUUUUUCAGGUGACAGAAUUUUUUUUUUCUUCUCCUUGUUUCUGUCAGAGGAUCUGGACGGCCACCAUGGGAAUGACACUGAGGGACCCGAGCUGCAUCCCUGAACUGGUUCGAUGUUUGGGAUGUGAAAACACACUGCUCUGCUGGUUGCAAGAUUAAUAAGGAGUGGCUGCAUAGUUUCUCAACAUUUGGAGCAUCAGAAGUAGGAAGCCGCUGCCAUGGACCUGACUCUGUGGCAGUACCAGUUCAGGAUCAUCAUGCUGGGGGAUUCCACUGUGGGCAAGUCCUCCCUGCUCAAGCGUUACACUGAAGACCUGUUCCUGGAGUCCAUCAACCAGACAGUAGGCGUGGACUUCUACGUUCACUUCCUGGAGGUGGAGCCGGGGAUUCGAGUCAAGCUGCAGUUCUGGGACACAGCUGGACAGGAGCGAUUCAGGUCGGUGACCCGCUCCUAUUACCGCAACUCCGUCGGAGGGAUGCUGGUGUUCGACAUGACCAACCGGGACUCCUUCAACCACGUCAAGGAAUGGCACGACGAGGUGUGCGAGCGGGUGCAGCCGUUCAAGGUCCUCUUCAUCCUGGUGGGUCAGAAAAGCGACAGGGACGCCCACAAGGAGAGGGCGGUGAGCCGGGAGGAGGCGGAGAAGCUGGCCGGCCAGCUGGGGAUGCCCUACGUGGAGGCGUCCGCCAAGACCGGGCAGAACGUGAGGGAGUGCUUCGAGCUGCUCGCCCGGCGGAUCUACCAGGGCCUGCUGAGCGGCGAGGUGGAGCUGCAGGAGGGCUGGGACGGGGUGAAGUGCACCGCCCCGCUGGCGCUGCAGCAGCAGAGAGCCAGCGUGUCUCAGCCCAGCGCGGCGCCCAGGAACAGCAAGAAGUGCUGCGGUUAAGCUACAACUGAUGGGCCGCUCGUACAAACACAACUUUUGCACCUUUAAUAUUUUGUGGUGGAGGAGACUGAUGACCAUCAUGAAUCAAUCCAGAAAAGGGUUCGGAGAUAUUUUAUGUUUGACACUUGCGGCACAUUUCCCAUCCUUUGACUGAAAUGUCUUCUCUGCUGUUUGAUUGACUUUCCUUCGUCUGCCCGACGCUUGUUACGCUCGGAUUCCAGAGAAACUACCGAGGCUCUUCACAUUAUCUCGCAGCUUUAAGUGUUUCCUGCAGGUACACUCGUCAUGCUGUAGACUUUUAAUAGCCGAACCCACAGACUCCUGAAUGCGCGAGACGUAUCGGGCCGUUCCCUCUGCAGCGGGAGGCUGGACAGAGUAUCAGGCUAAUGCACUAAUGAGGCCAUAAUUUACCACAGCUCAGCGAGAGCAGUGAUGACAUCCAGUAGUUUGUGCUUUUAUUUAAUCAGUUUAAUUGCUGCUGAAAAUGUCUCCGUGUCGGGGCCACAUUUAAUCUAAAGCAGGGGAGACCAUCAUAUUUUCCUUGUUAUUGAUUUCUGCACGUCUGGACCCGGACACUGGAAAAGCGUUUCCUCAGUCUGAGCUGUUACCCACAAGAUAAAUUAGAGACGUCAGACGAUGGUUCAAAAUUCAAUAUUUUUUUGGAACUUGGCAUUUCCAUCUCUCUGGUCGCUGUACACAUCAAACCAAGGUCACAGCUUCAAGCUAAUGAUUACAAGCACACUGAAUAAUUUUGAGGGAAUGCAGGAAAAUGAUUUUGGGAACUACAGAAAAAAGUACUUUGCCCAACUUCUUCAGGACUCAUUUUAGAAAAGAGAAGAGAAAAAUCUGUACUUUUGGAUAUGUGGCAUCAGGAGAACAAAAAUAAUUUGAAUAUAUAAUAUAUAUAGCAUCUACAUAUCAUCACAGAACAGGUAUUCAGUACAACUUAGAUGUAAUAACGUCAAUAAUGUAGAAACUUGCCAAAAGUUUAAUAAGAUAACUGAGACAAUACCAGAACAUUGUGCCAAUAAUUUAAUACAUUCUUACAAUAUUAUUUAUUUUGUUAAUGAAAAUCUUUUGAAAUUGGAGCAACUGCAUCCAAUUAUGCACUUUUAACAUCUGGAUUUCUUGGAAAGGAAAGAUUUUCUGCAGUAUGGAUUACUGGUUUGCAUAGACUUCAAGCUAUGGUUGAAUUACUACAUUACGAGAAGGUUUUUUUUUUUUUUUUUUAUACCUUCCAUUGCUUUUAAACUGGAAAGAAUGAUUACAUUAUGACAUUGCAAGUUGGCACACGCACCCUGAGGUGAAGGCGUUGGAGCUCGAGUUUAAUUCCUUAAGCCGCAGCCGCCCUGGGCAAACAGACCCGGCUGAAAUGUGAUGUUGACAUCUCUUCUGUUUUACUGUAGGUCAAAGCACUGUGAAAAAAACCUAUUUCUCCUCGGAGACAAUAAAGAUCAAACUUGUUGAUGGAGAUAAACAAUGAAACAUUCAGGACUUUUGAACCUGGGGAGCGGCCAUCUCUCUGCCUAGAGGUCAAGCAAUCAUAUUGUUGUACAGAAAUCAUAUUGCAUCACCGCCGGUAGUAGCUGUGUGUUCUAUAAAUGAUUGACUGUUUUCAGGUGCCGUUGCUAAAGGGAAUUCAUCUCCUGACAUUGUGCUUUGAUAAUGUUUUGAUUGGUUUCCAAGGCGUUUGCAGUUCAUCUGGCCGAUGGAGUCCGUGUGAACAAAAUGUAGACAAUUAAUUUUUCUGGAAGAUGAUGAAUCCAUCGCUGUUUCUAAGCAUCAGUCCGUGCCCUUGCUUCAUUGCAAGUGAAUUGAUUACAUUCAUAGAAUUACAGUUUUCGGUGUCAUGGUGUAUUGUACACUGUAAAUACACAGCAGCGUUUCCAUCAGAACAGUGAGGAACAGUUUAUCCUCACAAAGAAUUUACCACUUUCAAAAAAAUCCCUUGACUUGUUUAACUCUGGCAACAAAUAUCCCAUAGUCUAAACCUCGAUACUGUUUGAACCCAUUUAUUUUUAAAAGCCAACAUCAUCUCCCAACCAAAUUAAGUCAAAUUGCCCAAGUGGCCAAUAAUAAUAUCAGACGUACAACCACGAUUAAAACAAGUGUCACUGUCAUAAAAAUCAUUAUGUAAGCAGUGAAAAUACAAAUCAACACACACAAACAACCAAAAAGGAAGAAGCAUUACGGUACUUACUGACCGUGAUGACCAGAAGGAAACUGAUUUUCUAAACUUUUCCUAAUUCAAUGUUUCCUCGAGGAUGCUUUGAGCAACGGGUUAAGGCUCUCUGAUGAGCGUAAACCAAUAACACCACUGCAGACUGUAUUUUUACAAUAUUUUCUUGUAUGGCCAGUUGAAAAUGCAUUCUUAAAGACUUGUUAAAAGUUUUUUUUUUUUUUUAAUUAACAGAAACAUUGACAUGUAAGUGUUUAAAAAAACAGGCUAAUAUCAGUGUGGUAGGGCCAUGAGUGUAACGAUGUGUUUUUUUUUUACCACACUUUAACACACUUCAGACCCAGCCAAAUAGCCUUUCUCUCUCUCUCUCUGCUCAUCUUACACUAUGACAUAAAUCAUUAAUGAGGGAUAAUGUACGCUCACAUCACAUCUAAGAAGUGUGAACUUUUUGUUUUGUGUUUGUUUUUAACCAAACCACCAUCAUUUACGAGCAAAUACAAAGUUACUGAUCAGCAGCCUCAGCAGGCGCCUCUCUUUCUCUUCUUGGAGAAAUAUUUGAAGAAGCUCAUCUGAAAAUGCAGGCAGCAGCUACGUCACGGGAUGUAGAUAUUAGCUUAAAUGGUACCUGGUCACAAAGAGAGAAUGAAAAUUUUUUAUUUUGGAAGUUUACAUUUCAGUUUACAUCAGUCUGCAUUGACUUUUAUUUUGAAAGCACUUCACUUCCGUCAGCGCUUCUUUCCUGCACUUAAUGUGAGAGAAAUGAACCAUUACACACAUUUUCAAAGUUAUUUCUGUUGUCAGUUCUAUCAAUGGAAUACCAUUUAUUGCCACAAAGGACAUUUUUCCAUCAUCAUCCAUGUUUAUUGAUUCUAAAAGGAGAAAGAACAUUUUUUUAAAUAAGUUUUACAUUUCAUAACGACUCAAAAACACCCCACUUUUAUCUUUUGGUGUCUGAUUUUGUCAUUUCUUUAAUUAUUAAUUAAACAUUGUGAAUUACCAAUUGUUCUUGAACGCCUCAUAAUGUAAUGUAAAAGCUGCCUUAACGUGACUGGAGUGAAUAACAGCGCCGUGUUUUUGGUAAAUACUGGCCUCAAAAUAAAGCUUUUGCACCAACGUGCACUCUGCUGGUCAUCUCUGCCUUACAUAGCGGCAACAUUAAACUCCAUCAAUAUUUUUAUAUGCGUCGUUAAACCCUUGUUCAGGUGUUAUUAUACAUCAUCCAGUCCGCUGAGAAAUUGUUUCAAACCAGUCUGUGGUGCAAAACCAGUUGGGGAGCAUUGAAUUAGUUUUCUCACGUGAGCGACGUUGAGUUGGAAUGGAAUGGAAUGCUAUUUAUUGUCAUUGCAACAACUGUGCAACGAAAUUACCGGGGUUUAAAGACGCCCAGGCAGCCUUCUAGUUGGCACCAGACCUAAUAAAC
Messenger RNA from Salarias fasciatus (jewelled blenny), 4703 nucleotides. It is a transcript of the gene rab42b, whose product is annotated as RAB42, member RAS oncogene family. The transcript has 3 exons. The coding region runs from base 436 to 1104 and encodes 222 amino acids. NCBI's taxonomy places the organism in Eukaryota, Metazoa, Chordata, Actinopteri, Blenniiformes, Blenniidae. Gene Ontology annotation, molecular function: GTPase activity; GTP binding. The record is from RefSeq and is a predicted model, not a curated record.